Molecule: messenger RNA, 1275 nt
Organism: Haemonchus placei
Lineage: Eukaryota; Metazoa; Nematoda; Chromadorea; Rhabditida; Trichostrongylidae
Source: the annotation of a GenBank genome assembly
AUGUCCGACGCUUAUUGCAGGCGUGAGCCGCUCGUUCUAUACUUCUGGGGCUUGACGCAGGACCACCUUGUCUGGAAAAUGAAGGAAAGUAAAAUAGUCGGUUGAGUUGGUCGACUCCUUCCCAUCUGAUGACUCAUCCUGUCAUGCAGUUGUACAGACGUCGGCCGAGUUGGACUAAAAUGAGAGAUUAGCAGAAGGCAACUUCAGGCUUUCGAAGGGGGUUCAAAGGCCUCUGCCUCAAUCGUCCGACCCCCUCAAGAAGCUGUCUGUUUUGACAGGCCUACACAGUCGUUAAUUGAUAGUUCAUGAAAGCAAAUUUCGUUCUGAGGAGAACAUUGGUACCCUCACACAAGCGCAUGCUUAUCCUCUAGAGGUUCCCAGACCUCUUUACGACACAGGAUGGAAUCCAAGUACAUGGCGCAUCCAAGCUUGCUCGGAUCUAAGCACUUUUUUUCAUUCAACUCGAACUUGAAAGCCAUUAUUUCUUUUCCAUGAUUGCAAUUCCCUAAGGAACGUUCAUCGGAGACAUCAAGCGGAAACGCAGAGGUCGACCCAUCACGUCAUUGGAGUCGAUCUCCAUACCCCCUGCAAUAUCCCUUGUUUGAUAUCCGUUGUUUUUUGUGUAAGAGCGUUCCUUUUAAGGAACUCUCUGUCUUUUUUAUCAACUUGGCCUCUGCAAUCAAUAGAACCAAAAUCCCACGAGGAUGCGCCAAACACUCGACUUCCACUGGAAACGACCAGGGCAUUUAAAUGAGUACUAGGUGUAGGUGUGUGCAUACAAUCUAUCCUCGCACUGAUUUAAUCCAGCGAGAUCGGUCUGGAAGCAGUCUACUGCUUUCGGUGGGAAGUUGGAAGGCUUGGGUGGCAUGGAUGGAGACUCGGGUGCAUUGGAUAUCUUUUACAGGCCCAGGUAGUAGUGGCUGCUCGUGGAGACGGACGCAAGGCUGCAAAGCGAAGUUUGCACCGAAAGCCGCUGCAACCAUAAGUUAUCUUUUCCCCGAAACUGGUUCCAACUUGCAGUAAGAGGGAGUUUUAUGUCAAUCCAGAGAUGUACAGAUCCUUUUCCAACACCAGUACAUAUUAAGUUUUAUGUUACCCCUUCGGAUACUUUUUUGGCAGUAAAUUCUGCAGUUCUAUGUGAAGAAUGAACGCUCAGACUACUUUACACCUCCUAAAUGGUCAAUUCAAUGUGUAUUACGACUGGAACUAGCUUGCUUAAGUACAACUACUUGUUUUGAAGACGGUACGAAUUUGGAAAGUGCCGUUUUUUUCUAA